Messenger RNA from Myotis davidii, 1007 nucleotides. RefSeq lists its product as uncharacterized. Bases 266 to 883 code for a protein of 205 amino acids. Lineage: Eukaryota; Metazoa; Chordata; Mammalia; Chiroptera; Vespertilionidae. The transcript is spliced from 2 exons. The record is from RefSeq and is a predicted model, not a curated record.
AAACUUCGUUUUUUCAACCAUGGAUCUGAAGAAAGUAAGUGCGAAGGACAGUGCUGAGAAGAAGAAGCGGAUGAUGUGCAUUGAAUUAAAGUAAGAAAUUAUCGAAAAACAUGACCAAGGUGUGUGUGUAAUCGACUUGGUGAAGCAGUACGAGCAUAGCACUUCUACGAUCUGCACCAUACUGAAGCAGGAGUCGAUACAGGCUACAUCUCCAGCCAAGGACGUUAAAAUAAUUUCUAAACAGCGGGCAUCUAUCCAUGAAAAUAUGGAGAAGCUGCUAAUGGUGUGGUUAACGGAGAAGCAGCUCGCAGGAGAUACCAUGAUGAAGGCUACAAUCUGCGAGAAGGCACGAGCUAUUUACGCUGAUUUGCUGCAGCAGAUCCUAGGCACUUCAAUGGAUGAGGCAUUCGGCGAGCCGUUUAAAGCCAGUCAGGGCUGGUUCGAAAAUUUUAAAAAGAGGACCAUCAUUCACUCCGUUGUCAGACAUGGUGAGGCAGCGAGCGCGGAUAUAAAGGAAGGUGACAUCAAGGAGCUCAUCGAGGAGCACUCCGAGGAACUGACAACGCAGGAGCUAAAGGAGCUACAGACGCAGCAGCACACGGAGGUUUUGCAGGGAAUAGAUGACACGGAGGAGGAGGCGGCUAUCUCUAUAAGUGAGAUAAAGGAAAUGUUGGGAAUGUGGGAGAAACUUUCAGACUUUAUUCAAAAGAAACACCCAGAAAAAAUUGCAUCUGGGCAUGUGAUGGAGCUAUUUAAUGACACUUGCCUAACUCAUUUCAGAAAUAUUCUGAAAGGGAGGAUGAAACAGAUCUCAUUGGGCAGGUUUUUAUUGAAAACUCCUGUAGAUGAAAGCGUGGCAAAAAGAGCAAAAAUCAGCAAAUAAGAUUCAGUUAUUCAGUUAUUCAGUUCAGCCUUUCUCCUCCAACUCCAUCAGCAUCUUUAAGUCGUUUGAUCUCCAAGGUAAAUGCUGUACAUUAAACUUAAUAAAACAAGUUUAUUGCACUACA